ACAACCCAUAUAUUCUUCUCAGAAAUGUAAAUGCAAAGUCAGUAGGUAUUUGUAACUCGGAGUCUCCGCCUAGACGAGUAUCCGAGGCCGGUUUUUCAGGCAGUGCCUUGGACAGCAGCAACUUCAGAGGCCCCCAGCGUGCAAGGAGACGUGGACCUGAGUGCAAAGGGACUUCCGGCCCCGCGGCGGAAGCGGAAGUGCGGCUCCGGGGGAAAGGUGGCGGCUCUGUCCAGACCGGCUGCACCAUGUCCAAGGUUUCCUUUAAGAUCACGUUGACGUCCGACCCGCGGUUGCCGUACAAAGUACUCAGCGUCCCGGAAAGCACCCCCUUUACGGCCGUCCUCAAGUUCGCAGCAGAGGAGUUUAAAGUCCCUGCGGCCACAAGCGCAAUUAUCACCAAUGAUGGAAUAGGAAUAAACCCUGCGCAGACUGCCGGAAACGUCUUCCUGAAGCACGGCUCGGAGCUGCGGAUCAUCCCCAGGGACCGAGUUGGGCGUUGUUAGCGUCCUCUGCUUGGAGGGUGGCUCGCCUUUCCACGGGGACUCUGGUGGUGCUGCAGACCGACGCGAGGCUUUUCAAACCUGUGCGGACCCCGGCGGUCGGCGGCGAUGAGCGCCGGCUCCCUCCCUCCGUGUGGUGGCCGCCCCUCCCGGGAGAAGGGCGCGCGGGCGCGCGGAGGGGCCGCCCGCCGGCCACGGCCACGGCCCUCGUCUCUGGCCGAGGCUCGCUCCUUGGGGGGCAGCGGACUGGCCGGCUGCGCCGUGGUCUCUGGAGGACGCCUCUGAUAACUCUCUCUGAGGACAUUGGAAGAUUAAAUUCAUGGAACCUUUCUGUUUCUCUUCGAGUUAACAUUUUUAAAGGGUUGUGGGUCAUACGUGGCAGGGGGCUUGGCAGGGCCUGACUUGCAGACUCAAAAAUGCGCAGUUGAAUUCUUAAGGAGAAACCAUUUGCAAUAAAGGAUGUAAACAUUUCCAUGAAAGCUGCCUUCUUUUACCAUGUAGGUAUUUUUUAAGUUUCAAGCUUCGUGUGUGCCUAUAAAUUUAAAUUUAAUA
Pteronotus mesoamericanus is the source of this 1052-nucleotide messenger RNA. It is a transcript of the gene UFM1, whose product is annotated as ubiquitin fold modifier 1. The coding region runs from base 246 to 503 and encodes 85 amino acids. Gene Ontology annotation, cellular component: cytoplasm; nucleus. The transcript is spliced from 6 exons. The record is from RefSeq and is a predicted model, not a curated record. Gene Ontology annotation, biological process: protein K69-linked ufmylation. NCBI's taxonomy places the organism in Eukaryota, Metazoa, Chordata, Mammalia, Chiroptera, Mormoopidae.